This is a messenger RNA of Oreochromis aureus, 849 nucleotides long. Its product is annotated as circumsporozoite protein-like. Bases 1 to 849 code for a protein of 282 amino acids. The transcript is spliced from 2 exons. The record is from RefSeq and is a predicted model, not a curated record. Lineage: Eukaryota; Metazoa; Chordata; Actinopteri; Cichliformes; Cichlidae.
AUGGAGACCUCAGGCGCAGACGAAGCUAGACGGAGCGAGGCAGGACCAGGCGACACUGAAGGCGAAGACACGGAGGCCAGACCAGGCGAAACAGAGGCUGAAGCUGCACCAGGCGAAGCUGAAGACACGGAGGCCGGCCCAGGCGACGCAGAGGCUGAAGCCGGACCAGACGAGGGUGAAGACUCGGAGGCUGGACGCGGCGUGAGAGCCACAGGCGGAGGCGCUGCAGGCGGCGGCGUGAGAGCCACAGGCGGAGGCGCUGCAGGCGGCGCUGAAGCUGGAACAGGCGACGGCGUGGAUGCUGCUGCCGCUGCCGCAGGCGAUGUGGAUGUGGAUGCUGCCGCCGCUGCCGCAGGCGGUGUGGAUGUGGAUGCUGCCGCCGCUGCCGCAGGCGGUGUGGAUGUGGAUGCUGCCGCCGCUGCCGCAGGCGGUGUGGAUGUGGAUGCUGCCGCCGCUGCCGCAGGCGGUGUGGAUGUGGAUGCUGCCGCCGCUGCCGCAGGCGGUGUGGAUGUGGAUGCUGCCGCCGCUGCCGCAGGCGGUGUGGAUGAAGCUGCCGCCGCUGCCGCAGGCGGUGUGGAUGAAGCUGCCGCUGCCGCAGGCGGUGUGGAUGAAGCUGCCGCUGCCGCAGGCGGUGUGGAUGAAGCUGCCGCUGGCGGGGACGCUGCAAGCGACGAUGUGGGCGCUACAGGCGGCGAUGCGUUCUGGAGUGGCAGUGGCGUGAACGCUGUUUACUCCGGGAAGUGGGAGCAGGCGAACCGGGCCACGAAGCCUCCGGCUCACCACAAAGGAGCAGUUCUCCAGAACCUCCAGCAGAAACACUGUCCUGCUGUGGCGAACGCAGCUGCUUAA